Pocillopora verrucosa is the source of this 5955-nucleotide messenger RNA. The record is from RefSeq and is a predicted model, not a curated record. NCBI's taxonomy places the organism in Eukaryota, Metazoa, Cnidaria, Anthozoa, Scleractinia, Pocilloporidae.
AUGCAGUGCCCCGAAUGUGGAUGCACGGACUUGAAAGAUACUUUUAAAUAUUGCCCAGAAUGUCGUUCUCCUCUGCAUCACGGUGAAAGAAUUCUACGUGGCCAGAGAAAAGUUCCAAAUGCGACAGUGGAGCAGCCGCGAAGCGAUGCUUCGGCAAGAGGACACGACUUCGGAAAAGCGAAAGAACACGUUGAAGGUGAUGGGCAAAAUCAGCAGUGCCUGCUUUCAUACAGAGAUGAGCAUGGGACCUUGUUAAGACAACAAACACAGCCUACGAUUCACUCGGGUCAGCCAGACAUCGAGGGUGGUUCCACCUUAGUUGAUCGGUCAACAGAGAGCGAGAGUAAGUCACUGGAAAGCCAUCGUCAUUCGGCGAACUUCCCACCAACCUCCCCGUCGCCGACAACCUUGCCUACUGUGAGAGACAGAGGUCUGCCCCAUCGAGCCGGCGCUUCCACCCCUUACAGUAAAGAAUCGUCGGGUUCAGAGGAUAAACCAGGUAAUACAAAGUCAGCAGCAACACAGCGUGGAAAGCAGCCGGAUUUUGUCGAUAAUGUUGGUUUAAAUAAAGGAUCUACUGAGAGACAUGACAGUCAAAAUUUCAAGAAAGAUGACAUCUCUGGUGGUGAAAGCGUGAGAAGCCCAGCAGAACUUGGUCAAGGUGACGUUGAUACUGAUCAGACCGGAAGUUAUGAUGGAGUUAAUGACACAAAGAAAGAAGUCAGACAGUCAAAGAAAUCAUCAAAUCAUGGCCAGAUGACCUCAGCCAACCAGAAACAAACGGGUAACGAGAAGGAAGCAGAUAAGAAAGCUGACGGAAACGUCACUGAAAAUUCUCAGAAACCUAAGGUGCAACCCCCGUUCAAUUCAAAAUCUCAAAAAGGUGCCGGAACCAAGUCCGCUGAGGUACAAGGUAAAAAAGGUGAAAAGACUUCAAGUCAAAGUUCACAGUCGUCCAAGAGUAGAACUGAACAAUUUAAAGGCGAUAAAGUCGAAACUGACACUCAUGUUAGAUCACCUUCUGGAGGAAGAGAACCUGUCUCAAAAGAUCCACUUGAAGGCACAGGGAACGUAAGUAAUGGCAAAAAAAAGGGGCUGCCAGAGUCGGAAAUGAAAGGAAUAAGAAGUCUUCUCGGCUUAGUUCUUAAGUUAUUACAGUUUCCAAAGCUAGUGGAUUAUCACGACUCAGCUCGAAAUGUUUUGGCAGUGAUCGUACAGGGGAGAAAAGCCUCAAAGAUUUCCAACAAUGGAACCCAAAUUUUGAGUAGGGGAAAAGUUGGGAGCCCCACUCAGGUCAAGAGUGGUGCCGAAAGAAAAGAACUUGGUUCGAGAGAUCCUUUCAAUGAUACAGGAAACACUGGUGAUGGUAAAGAAGGUGCUAAGGGCGCCGCCAACACCUUGAAACUGGUUGAACCAGAGAAUGGAGUCACCGUAAUCUUCCAUGUCGUAUUAGCGUCUAACUUAAACGUGGAAGAAGAAAAUGUGCAUAUUCGAGCAGAAGGAGAAGAUUUGGGAUCCUUUGAGAUAAACUGUGUUGAUAUGAAAUUAGUAAGGGGUGACAAAGGCAAAGACAGAAAGGAGCCUAAGCUCUUCCAAGGACAGUUCACUCUCACCAUUGACCUAGCUCGGAAGGGAACCAAGUACAAGUAUGUGAUAAUCAAGAAAAAGGUUGUUCUAUGGGAAGAACUGAUAGAGUUUAAAUCACGUUAUGGUGGAGCCAUAGUCGAUCGAUUUCUCUCUAUACCAGAAAAAUACCUGGAACGUGGCGCAACAUGGCACCAGUUCGACGGAGUAAGUUACAUUUACACUGAGAAGGGCUGGUGGGACUCAUUUAAAGGAUGGUUUCGGUCUGAACAAACAGCGCAAAAUCGCACAACUGCACUUCUCGCCUGCUUACCAAAGUGGAGAGGCUUUGUUGUUGGUAAGUGCGAGGAAAAAAUGAAGGCAACAGAAGCAAUUGUGAAGUUGGACAAAGUCGUAGAUUGCCUUACCAACGUUUGCAUUCAGUUUUCAAGCGAAAAACCUGAGAGAAGGAAACCACCAGAUUUCAAUAUUGACAAGGUUUUAAUGGACCACUUGGAGCCAAAAAUGAAGGAAAAUGCAACUACUACAGCCCAGAGUGACGUGCGAGUAGAAGCUCGAGCUUCAGCAUUGGUGUCAUCCUUAGCGAUUGUUCUGAUCUUCAAACAGUACAAAAUAAGGCUUCGGAGGGAACUUGUGUUGUCACUUUUGAGAUGUUUAUCGCUGGCAGCAGAUCCAGGAAGGCAAAAAUGCGCGCUUUAUGAAGCAGUUCUGGAAAAUUUCAGUGGAGGACUGAGAAAACGCGCUGCUAUAGGGAUUGAGGAACUGUGUAACCAAAUUAUGGCGGAACAUUGGAAAUCAGAAGCUGACACGUGGCUACUUGCUGUACCGCUGUUACAUUUCUUGAGGGGAGAUUCUAAGCCAUUUGAAGAACCUGGUAUUGAAGGAUCGUACCACAAACUUGAUUGGGUUGGAGCUCAGGGACUGAAAAUAAAAGAAUUUCAAAGAUCAGCUGAAAACUUAAAUUUGCCAGAACUGUUGUCCAGACUUGGUUCAGCCUUUGAGGUCGAUCUUUUACUAAAAAGGACAUUUCUCCACGCUAUUCCUGUUGGGGAACUAAACAAGGUUGUUGCUUCAAAAUUGUUCCAAAUUUUCGACAUUUUGGUGGCCCUAGUAACAUGCUGUUCCCGUGAAUACGUGCCAUCAACCAAGUGGGCAGAUGUUUUUCAGUGUAUAAGACUGAUGAUUAUUCAGUAUAACUGGGAAAAAGAAUCAACUUGCACUGACCUUAAAAAGGUUGAGUUUACAGUUUCAUUGUGUCUACAACUGGUUGAAGUCUUCCUAAAAAAGUUGAAGAUUUGGGAUCACGUGGAACUGAUCUGCCAUACAAUCAAGCUGCUUUUUACAUGUAUUAGAAAGCAGCGACGGGAAUUGGAAGAGAAGCCUGACCAAGAAAAGGGCCAGUUAAACGAGAGAAAAACUAUCGACAGGCUACUAAGGAGCCUGAGAGACAGCUUGUCACGUAAUCUCUCUUACACUAUGUCUUAUCAUCACAAGAGUGAACAUCUAGCCAGAGAACUUACGUUAUGGAGCGAGUUGCUUUCGGUUGCGGAUGAAAAUCAAGGAUUUACUACUUAUAGGAAGUUUUUGAUAAAUGAGCUGCUGAGUCGAGCAAGAAAGUUGGAAGGGGCGUAUUUGGUUGAAAUUUUUUGCGAAGUAGAAAUGGAUGCAUAUGAAAGAGCUGUUGGAGAAUCUUUUUCUAACCUUGCCUUUGAAGCAGUGGAAAAGAUUAUUAGCUCAGCAAGAAGUGGAGACGACAUACGUAUUUUUAACCACCUGUCAAAUUCAAAAGCAGAAAAAUCCGGGCAGCUUUUGUCCAUUUUUCUGACACAGUCGUGGCCAAAAGGUGGAGAGCAAUCAGACACACGUGAAUUGGACCCUCUAAGGGUGGAAUUUCUUCUCACCUGGAAGCCAAUGACUGGAUACCUCAAGUUCACCAGUAAUCCUCAAGUUUUGGGAGAUGAGUCUGGAAGGGGUGGUAUACUUUCGGAUGAUUGUAAGGAGACCUUAUUUUUGGCCAAAUCCUUAUUAGAUGCUCUUUUUAGAGUCAUAUCAGAUGGCUCAGUAACAUUUCAAGUGUUGCUCCUUCUUCAAAGGCACAAGGAAACGUUUUUGGAGCUCUUGAAGACGAGUGCUGCAGAGAUCAAAGAUGCUGAAAUUAGCCUGGAUCACCGAUUAGAAGAAAUCCAGGAAUUUUUGGAAAUGAAAAAAAAUUUGGGCACAUUUAUUGGAAUGUGUGAUGUGAUCCAGCCAGUCGAUUCAACCAACCUCAGGAAUAAAGUGCCUCAGGAUGUUUCAUCUUUCCAGAUUCGAGGCUUGUGCAAACGGGAAGACGACAACCAAAUCGAAGUCACUUUCUUUAAACUUCCUCCGGCCUUAAAGGAGGUACUUUCCACACUUGGAAGAGUCCAAGAAAGCUUAACGUUCCAAAAACUUUGGGAAAAAUAUGGGAAUAAGGCGCAAAGAGCCAGGGAAAAUGAUGAUACACGCAAAAGACAGCUCAGUAUUUGUGAUGUUGUUGAAAAUGUUUGGAAACCAGCUAUUACAAGCUGGACCCAAAAUGUUGCUAGUGUCAAGGAUGGCACAAUUUCUCUUGGAAAUGUUGACAGGCUAUUUGACAGCUACAAAAACCGCGAAAAGGAACUCGAGGGAGAGUUAUUCUACAUGUUUAAAGUGAACGCCGGCCAAACUGUCAGCAACGCCAGAGAACUAAAGAAAAUUGUUGAAGAGCGACUUGCUCAAAUUCAACGUUACCAACAUCUUCAUCAGUACUCCAGUGCAGCUGACACCGUCUGGGAGUUUAAGGAGGCAAUGGGUUUUACCGGGGACUUCAAAGUUAUCGAAGAUCUACGUAAUCAGCUAUCAGAAGAGUUCAAGCAGAAGCCCUUAACCAGCGUCGGGGAAAGCUUUUCAAAGGCCGGUCAAGCUCUUCAAUGUUUGGAUGUUGAUAAGGCUCGGUGCUUCAAAGCAGUGGUAGACAGUAGACGGCUGGUGGAGUGGCUACGUUCUACCAUCAAAUCCACCCAAGAGCUAAAGGUUCUUGUUGACCUGGCCUUGAUCUCUGCUGGUGAAAGCGAUAUGGAAACUGAUCGUAUAUCCAGUCUGCAUACCAGCUGCCUAGGUUUUGCUCCUCUGAUAUUUGACGUCAAAGAGAGUGAAGAACAAAAAGUGAGCUUUGAUCAACUGAUGAACGCCUGUGAUCCUGUAUGGAAAGCAGUCGAGACGGAUCAGAUGUUACCCAAAAAACUGUACGACACUAGCAGACAUCUGGAGUGGCUAAAAACUGUUAAAGAGUCUCAUGGCUCGGUUGCUAUGACGUCAUUAGUGCAGGCUAAGACGAUCAACUCCAGUGGUGUAUAUCUUGUGGGCCAUUUGGAUAACGAAAAGGGUCUGUCACCAGAACAAGGAAAACGAUUUUCAUUCAAAGAUGUUAUCCGACUGACGGUUCCCCUUAAAGAUCGAAGUGAAAAGGAACAGAGAAAAACUUAUUCUAUUGACGAACUAAAGGAUUUGCAGAGUAAACUAAUGUUGAUCGCAGGAAAGGCUGAAAAAGGGAAGGAUGAUGUGGAGCAGUUCGUUAGGAAUCUUGAAGGUGUCAUGCGUUUAGCAACUGCAUACAUCGACCUCUUUGAAUCUGGUUACAUUCAUCGUAUGAAUUGGAGCCAAGAAUAUCACUGUAGCAAAGAUCAAGUUGCGGGCGAGUCUAUCGCGGAGGAAUUGAAUGAGGAAAGCUCCCUCAUGGAAACGUGUUACAAGAAUUGGAAGAAGAAGGUCAGUGAUGCAAGGAAGGAGUAUAGAGAAUUGAACUUCUUCACCACGCAGCAAUUGAUGACACUGAGAAAAGAAAUCGCCACAGUUUGCCACAGUAACAACCUCGCUAUGAGCAACAUUCAAGUACUCACUUUGCUGGAAAGUGUUCGUCCCAGUUUGACCAGCGAACAGUUAAAAUCAGCAAUAGAGCGUGCUUUUAAGGCCACAAAAUUACUCGAGAACGCCAGAGGAGCAGCGGAGCUACCUUCGUUCACUCACGUUCCUUCAGACGACGAAAUGGUGACUCGUAGGACAAUGUUUGACAACAACAACUACGUGGGCACGAGUUCCUCAACAGCAACCAGCACGUGUCAAGUACAAACUGCAUCUGUCAAGAAACCGAAGCCAAAGGAAACAUCGAAGAUUCAAAGUUUCUUGAAUGCAGCUGCAGAUGAUGGUUAUUCGGAGCAGAUUGCGUUAGCUGCUUUGGCGAGGCUAGGUGUUGAUGCAGAAGAAGACGACUUACUGUUGUGGUGUCUAGAAGAAGCCGAUGAGGCUGACAUCGAGGCUCUUUACGAAGAUGCGAAGCAAAAUCCUAUGAUUGCCCGAGAAAUCUUUCCAGAG